AUGAGCAAGUUACAGGAUUUGGGCUUGUCUUCCAACUUCUUGCCAGGCACAAUUCCAUCUGAGCUUGGGAAUUUAGAUCAGCUCUACAGGCUGAAUUUGAGCAGUAAUCUGAUAUCUGGGACAAUUCCUUCACAGAUUGGCGGUAUCACAUUGUUACAGAGUCUCGAUUUAUCGGGAAACAAGCUGACAGGCAAGAUACCUACUGAGCUCGGCAAUCUGGAUCGGCUUCUUUUGCUUGAUUUAGGCCAGAAUGACUUGUCAGGCACCAUACCUGACCAACUUGGGAACUUGGGUUCUUUGCAAAUUGCAUUGGAUCUCAGUAGAAAUUCUUUAUCUGGAAAGAUUCCUUCUAAUUUGGCAAAAUUAUCAUCGUUGGAGAAGCUCAAUGUUUCCCAUAACGAGCUCUCUGGCCAGAUCCCGAAAGAGCUAUCACAGUUGUCCAGCCUGGUAACAGUUGAUUUCUCUUACAACAACUUAAGUGGCCCCCUACCUUCAGGGCACGCUUUUGAGAGUGCCACCUUGGAGGACUUCGUCGGGAACCAAGGGCUCUGUGGCAAUGUUUCAGGUCUGCCGUUGUGUUUUCUAGUUGCUGCAUCCAACGUUUCUCACAAGAAUCACACCAAGCUCAUCCUCGCCAUCAUUCUUCCCAUUGUCGGAGCUCUAAUACUAGCAUUCACAUUCACUGCGACCAUUUAUGUAUGGAAAAGGAGAGAAGAAGAUCCUGUCAUGCUGGAGAGCAUGAACACAGAUAGUUUCAUGUGA
This is a messenger RNA of Asparagus officinalis (garden asparagus), 762 nucleotides long. Its product is annotated as MDIS1-interacting receptor like kinase 2-like. The record is from RefSeq and is a predicted model, not a curated record. Bases 1 to 762 code for a protein of 253 amino acids. NCBI's taxonomy places the organism in Eukaryota, Viridiplantae, Streptophyta, Magnoliopsida, Asparagales, Asparagaceae. The transcript has a single exon. Gene Ontology annotation, molecular function: protein binding.